AUGUCUAAUGUGCCAAUUUGCAAUCCUGCUUCUUCAUCUCCAACACCCUUCUCCUCUUCUUUGCUAGCAUCGCUCUCUAUUACGUCACUGAAUGGCCCAUUGCCUCAGACGGUAAAUUUCUCACCCAAGCCGGCGAAGACGAAGACGAGGAUGAAAUUAAGAAGUCAACGGCUUAAUAACAUCAACCUCAGCGCCAUCGAUCCUUCAUUGGAGUUGGAAAUUCGGAAUGCGCUGUUCUCCCCUGUUUGUUGA
This is a messenger RNA of Linum tenue, 252 nucleotides long. NCBI's taxonomy places the organism in Eukaryota, Viridiplantae, Streptophyta, Magnoliopsida, Malpighiales, Linaceae. The record is from the annotation of a GenBank genome assembly.